Molecule: messenger RNA, 4172 nt
Organism: Cyphomyrmex costatus
Lineage: Eukaryota; Metazoa; Arthropoda; Insecta; Hymenoptera; Formicidae
Gene: Blimp-1
Product: PR domain zinc finger protein 1
Exons: 8
Coding region: 1073-4027 (984 amino acids)
Biological process (GO): regulation of transcription by RNA polymerase II; cell fate commitment
Cellular component (GO): nucleus; cytoplasm
Molecular function (GO): DNA-binding transcription repressor activity, RNA polymerase II-specific; protein binding; RNA polymerase II cis-regulatory region sequence-specific DNA binding
Source: RefSeq, a predicted model, not a curated record
GGCUAGGUCAGGUCUACCCGAGUUCCACACACACCGUGCUCUCUUGCGUGUGCCAUCCCGCCGAGGAGAGAACCAUACGAAGGCGGAGGCACAACCCCUUCGCGAAAGAGAGAACCGUCGCGAGCCUCUCGGUUCUCGCGAGUGGGUUCUCCGAAAGCGCUUCGAGAUUUUAAAAAGGAAAAAAAAAAAAGAAUUACGCGUCGCGUUCGCCAGUAAUAAACGAGAGAGAGAGAUUGGUGCCAAAGAGUGUGUGCCGUACUCCGGAAAGCCGGUGACAGUGCGCGUUCAUCGGAUGACGCUUCGAAAAGGAUGACGCGAGAAAGAUAUCCCGAUCGGUAGUGAAUAAUCGCCAGUGUUGAUGCGCGUGUGUUCGGGCCUUAAGCCAGAAUUGAUUUGCUCUCGAUUUGCUCCUAAGCAAGGUGAAGGAAGUAAAAGAAGAGAAGUGAGAAAACGUAUCUCCUCUGAGGAGAAUCUCUCAUCGUCGAUUCGCUCGGCGGUGGCGGCGAGAAUUGGCAUUGUUGACAAACAACAGAAAGUGACGGCGAUUCGGGCAAGGAAAUGUCUACCGAUCAGUAGGGAUCGAUUGCAAUUCCCUUUUUUUCGAUGUCCUGAUAAUCGAUAAGCGUCGUCGACGCGUAGGUGGCCGCGUAGGGACCGCCUAGGCAGUGAGAACCGGGGCAGCAAUCGGCCUUACCGACGUGAUUUCUCGCCCUCGUCAUCCGUGCAAUCUAUUGCGUGAUCACAGUUGGGUUAGAUAAAUGUUGAGGGUAAACGGCGCCCUGCGUCGCCCGCUAGCGCGAGGCCAGGAAAAUCGGACCCUAAGUGCAACCGGGGUCGGCGCGAUGCCGGUCUCUCUGAGGAAUCACAGGAUCACAUAAAGGGUGGCUACCGGUCCGCGACGAUUUUAGAGCCCUUCGUACCGCGCACGCACGGUCGCGCAACGGCGAAGGGAUCGUGGCAGAAGAGGGUGUUCUCCGGGUGAUCCAGAGUGGUGAACCUACCUACGCCACCACCUCGAGGAACAACACUGUCGUCGUGUUUGGCGGCAUCCGAUGCACCAAAAGCUCAAAGGAUGGAGGCUAGCGAGUGGGAUCACGCGACCUUGAGAGAGGAAGAAUUCGAGCAGCAUGCCGUAUAUUUGGUACCGGAUGUAUCGGCAUCACCGAGCGAUACCAAUCGUGCGGAGUCGUCCUUGCCACGGAACCUGGUCCUCAAACCUUCUCAAGCCCUCAACGAUGUGUUGGGUGUAUGGAGCACCAGUUACAUCCCCAAAGGAACACGUUUUGGCCCUCUGGUUGGUCAGGUGUAUACGAAAGAUUCGGUACCGGCAGACGCGAACCGGAAGUACUUCUGGCGGGUAUACAAGAACAACGAGCUGUUCUAUUACAUCGACGGUUAUGACGUUCAGAAAUCGAAUUGGAUGCGUUACGUGAAUCCCGCCUACUCGUCCGAAUCGCAGAACCUAAUAGCAUGCCAGUAUAAGAUGAACAUUUAUUUUUACACGAUCAAGCCGAUAUUACCGCAUCAAGAGUUGCUGGUUUGGUACUGCAGGGAAUUCGCGGAAAGGCUCAAUUAUCCGCUCACCGGUGAGCUGAUGCUUCAGAGAAUACGACAACAAGUACAACAAUCAACGCUACCAACGGAAAUUUCGCCCGCUGUCGAUGUGAUAUCGCCUCUGAAAGAUCCGUCAAUCUACGAGAGGCGUCAGAUGACACCAACAGAUGGUUCCGUGAGGUCAGAUGAGGGUUACCAUUCAAAUGGCUAUCAUGACGAGAUUUUGACACCACCUGAGGAAAGCAGUGAGUCCGAUAGUGAGAACAACUACGUGUUGGAUUUCAGUAAAAAUGCCAAAUCGUCAGUGUGCAACGAUGAGAUUCUGAAGCAGGACAACACCGUGGCGAAGAACGAAUAUAGGAAAGUUAAGAUCAAAAUUUCCAAGACCUACGGUAACUUCCAGGCGACGAAGGGUAUAACUGACGGCCCUACGAAGGAUAAGGACCAGGAGUUGUCUAGCCGAGCAGUCACUCCAGAACUCCAAAAGCCGGUAUCACCAAUCAUUCUGCAGAAAAGCACGGUUCUAUCGACUGUGACCGAAGAUGAGAUAUCCGAGAAGAACAUGAAACCCUUUUACGAGCCGGAAGUCAAAGGUGGUAAUCUGCCAAUGUCUGGCAGAUCCACCUAUAUAGCCAAUCCCAGUAGUUCCAUUCUGGAGAACAUUCUGCUACGUAACAGCACAGACAACAACAACAAUAGCCACAAUCAUCAUCAUAAUAGCGGCUCGCAACAACACCAUCAGCAUCAUCAACUGCAUCAUCAAACUCAUGUAGACUCAGUGACGCCACCUCCCUCCAGUCCCACCGAGAUGGCAUAUUCUUACAAGAAGUCUCAUCGUUAUGGAAACAUUUUACCCUGCAGCCCGGAUUCUAGUUCGAAUCUGCCCCUACAAACGGACUCGUGUGUGAAUUCGACCAGCGGCAACGGUGGUGCGCUAUCUAGCAUGCAGAGUCCCACCGGUAAUCUGCACUCCAGCACAGGAGGAGGGCUGCAUUCGAGCACUGCUGGAAACAACGGCAGCUUACCGCCGCAUCCGGGAAGUUUGCACUCGUCUAGCAACACCGGCGGCGGCAUACAUUCCAGCACGAGCGUGCUCUCGUCUAGCGCGAUGCUAACGUCUACCAGCCCGCAUUCGGCAUCCACAACGGCAAACGGUUGUCCGCUCAAGCGGAAGACCAAAUCGCCGUCGCCAUCGUCAAGUCAGAAUGGUGUAUCUACUCCAACAACGAUCCUUUAUUCGGGCAGCUCCGGGACCGCCGCUGGCUGUCAGAUCGAGUCCGCCAGUCCGGUUUACCCGAACUCCGCCGGCAGUAGCAGUAGCAGCACCAGCAGCAAUCAGAGCAUCUCGCCGAUUUCGCCUAUUCAAUCGCCCUCAUCCUACAGUCCGUACGGUAGUCUGUACGGCCACCAGAAUAGUUCGUUGCAUCACAACAUGGGCUCGUCGUUGUCUAUCAACUGCACCGCUUAUUCGCCCACGCCGAGCGGCAAUGUCGUUUACGAGAGGACGACGGAUGGCAGACGGUUAGAAGCCACCAGCAGCGGCGGUCAUCAAUUGCCCACCUCCUCAACUAUGCAAAUUGAUGGCAACCAAGCGUUGAUCACCGGCACACACAAUCUUCACCUCGGUCAUCACCCAGGUCUUACCAUUCAUCCAAACUCCUCGUCAUCACUCAACAGAUACUCACCGGCAAGCUCUUUAUCACCGGACGAUCAUGGUUGUUCCCAGAGCGGCUCCCUCAGCCCCAAUUCUCAGGGCUCGAGGGGUUAUAGAUCGCUGCCUUAUCCGCUCAAGAAAAAAGACGGCAAAAUGCAUUACGAGUGCAACGUCUGUUGCAAAACCUUUGGUCAGCUAUCAAAUCUCAAGGUACACUUGAGGACGCAUUCUGGCGAAAGACCCUUCAAAUGCAAUGUUUGUACCAAAAGCUUCACGCAACUCGCGCAUCUCCAGAAGCAUCAUCUCGUUCAUACCGGUGAAAAGCCGCAUCAAUGCGAGAUAUGCAAAAAGAGGUUCAGCUCGACUUCAAACCUAAAGACCCACCUUAGACUGCACUCCGGUCAAAAGCCGUAUGCCUGCGACCUUUGCCCUGCCAAGUUUACCCAAUUCGUUCACUUGAAACUGCACAAGAGGUUACACACAAAUGAACGACCCUACACCUGCCAAGGUUGCGAUAAAAAAUACAUUAGUGCAAGCGGCCUCAGGACCCACUGGAAGACAACGAGCUGCAGACCAAAUAACAUCGAGGACGAGCUCGCGCUCGCCGCAGCUGUGGGUUCGCCGACGUAUUACGAGUAUGGCCCUGAUAUGAAUGUUGGAAAUAUGCCCAAGGAAUGUGAGUUGGAGCACAUUGAUAAUUACGAUAGGCAUGGAUCGACACAUGGUCCACACUCCACGUCCCUCCACAACCUGGAAAAUUCUGUGGGUCGACCAAGCGUCAUAGAAACGUCCCAGCCGCACAUUAUUGAGUGUACAUAAGUACAUUACAAUGUUACAUAAAUACAUAAGUCACAUGGUGGGGUAUGAGCCCCCUUCUGCUCGAACGCAAAAUACAAUUGUGGAAACGUAAGAGAAUUGCUCGCGGCAAAAAAGAGAAUGAACAUGGGAGCUUUCUUUCUCUGGA